Corythoichthys intestinalis (scribbled pipefish) is the source of this 1016-nucleotide messenger RNA. RefSeq names its product GATA zinc finger domain-containing protein 10-like. Bases 16 to 837 code for a protein of 273 amino acids. The transcript has 5 exons. The record is from RefSeq and is a predicted model, not a curated record. NCBI's taxonomy places the organism in Eukaryota, Metazoa, Chordata, Actinopteri, Syngnathiformes, Syngnathidae.
CUUCCACAGCUUCAGAUGUUUCCACUGUAUGUAAUGACCAUGAAGGCUGUAGCACUCAUCCUUUCCCUGGUGUUCCUCACUGGCAGCACUGCCAAUGUGCAGCAGCUGAGGCGGCAGCAGCAGCAGCAGCAGCCGCCGCCGCCGCCGCCGCAGCACCAACAGCAGCAGCAGCAGGCCAGCAACACCCCGAACAAAUGGGAGGAGACCGUGCAAGAGUUCUGGCAGUACUUCGCAAAGCUGGGCGAGGGGGAUGUGCAGGCAAUGGAUUCGGACAUUAAACUUGACUCCUUGAUCACUGCUAGUAUGUCUGAGCUGACGAUGUACAUAGAUCGUAUCUCCAAUGGUCAACUUAGCUCCGACCGCAGAAUACAGAACCUAUUAAGCAGACUGAAGGGGGAUUUGCAGAGCGCCAAGGAGCACACCAUCCUUUCCCAGGGUCAGCAGAACAGCCAAGAAGCACAGAACAACAUCAGAGCAUUCAGUAUUGGGUUGAGGGUCCUCCUCGACAAGGACAUCAAUGACAUCCGCAACUUCAUAUCCAUCUACCUGAGUGAGCACCAGCAAUCCCAGGACCAGGACACAGUGGAUCCCUUUUCCCAGCAGAGCUCCCAGAGCCAAGCUGAGCUUCUGCACCAGCAGCAUUCGCAACAGCACCAACAACAGACAUUGAAUCUGGACCAGCAACAGCAGCAGCAGCAUAGGCCCCCCAUAGUGGAUCUGGGCCAGCAGCAGCAGCAGCAGCAGCAGCAGCAGCAGCAGCAGCAGCAGGAUAGGCCCCCCAUACUGGAUCUGGGCCAGAACCAACAGGGUACAGUGUUGGAGUCUACUGUUCAGUGAUUGCUUCGUUACAUCACUAAUUGCAAUCAUUUCUGCGCAUUUUGCAGACCAAAUAUGAUUACCUCAGCAAAAAUACUGGCUAACCGACUUAGUACUUUACGCUCGCACACUCUUUCUCUGUUUAUCUGUUGCUUAAUUGCCGUCUGGCUGCUAUAAAGCAAUAAAACAAUCUUAAGAAA